CUAAAACGUUGAAAAGUCUAGUCUAUCAUCGUCUAUUAUUGGUCAUUUUUGGUCACUUUUGGUCGUUUUGGAUACGUACACUAGGGAAUAUCCUUGUACGCCAAGCCGUCCACGACCCCUGAAAAACGUGCUCAAUUCUUCUCAAGCCUUUCCCUUCACGGCCUUAACGGCCUCAACGGUGUCUGUUUCGAACCAUCGGGGGGUAACAUCUUUGAGCAAGUUUCCACCAGUCCGCCGAGGAUGACGGAGCUUCUAAGGAGCUGCUGUCCCUUUGGACGGAGGAGCUGAGGAGGCAACUUUAAACAUGGCACCACUUUGUCCCGGCAAUGGAUGCCAUCUUUAGACGGUGGCCUGCCUAACUAGGCUAUCUAGAGUCUGUCAUCCAGCCGGAUUCCGCUUGUAUGCUUGUCCACUUUAUCAUAUCUUUUUUUAUUAUAUUAUCAUCGAGUUCCACCGGCUUCUGCAAGUAACCGUUAGACCAUCCACCAACCAUCGACAGGAGCUAAUAAGCUUGCAGCCCUACCGCCCCAGGUAUUAAACCAGCCCCUUCCCGUCGCUCUGGUUGUUCUAGUCGCUGGUUCGUCUUGGAAGUUCGAACGCUUCUCUCAGCGUCUUGCCGUCGGGGCGAUUUGCAAAACGAUGGCGACCAUGGAGAACUCACUGGCACCUCGCCAUAUUCAAAAUUUCAGCGAGGCGGCCGCGCUGGAAAAGCAUUGGGGUUAUGUCGACAGAGCUGUUCCGUGUACGAACGAUCCCGGGUCUUGCGCCUAUCUCGACCAAGUCUACGGAUCCCACGAUUUGACUAUGGUCUACUCCGGUAUCAUGUGGGCGGCAAUUGCUGGAAUUCUCCUGAUUUGGACUAUGGCAAGACGUAUAUUCCCAUCCCCCCGAGCAGACGAAAUUCCGAGCGGCGCCGUCGACAGCGAGAGGGUAGCAAAGAUAGCUAGUCGACGCUCGCGAAUAAGGAGGACCGCCGCUGCAUUAGUCCGCCGAUAUCUACUACCCGACUCGGUCCGGUUCAUCUUUGGCCGGACGACGCGACUUCAAGUCUUGAUUCUGACUGUCCUAGCGGGCUAUUUGCUGAUAUUCAGCUUCCUUGGUAUCACCUAUCAGACGUGGAUCACGCCCGUGAAAAAGAUGCCCGGGGUGUACAACACCAGGACAAGUUUGGGACCGUGGUCUGAUCGAGUUGGUGUCUUCGCUUAUGCUCUUACUCCGUUGUCCAUCUUGCUAUCGAGCAGAGAAUCCAUUCUCUCCCUUCUCACCGGAGUCCCGUACCAGAGCUUCAAUUUCCUUCAUCGCUGGCUCGGCUACAUUAUCGUUAUCCAGGGAUCUCUCCACACAAUUGCUUGGUGUAUUGUCGAAAUCCGACUGUAUCAACCGCAGCCCACGACUGCGAUAGAAUGGGUCAAGCAGUUGUAUAUAAUCUGGGGAAUCGUCGCGCAAAUCCUGCUAUUGCUUAUCUUUGCCUUGAGUACCCCCUGGGGUAUUCGCCUCACCGGCUACGAGUUUUUCCGCAAGGCGCACUACGUUCUUGCGAUGGUGUAUAUCGGUGCUUGCUGGGGCCAUUGGGCGAAUCUGCAGUGCUUCUUGAUUCCUGGGUUGGCUCUUUGGUUCUUGGAUCGCGGAGUCAGGCUUUUACGCUCGGCCCUUAUUCACUAUCAAUACUUACCUGGCGGAUCCAUGGGUUUCCGAGCGGCGCACGCAUCUUUGACGCAUUUCCCCGACGCGGAGCACGGGGACGUAGUGCGUAUGGACUUUACUCACCCUCAGGAUGCGUGGAAAGUCGGACAGCACUUCUAUCUCUGCUUUACGCAGUGCAGCAUAUGGCAGUCUCACCCGUUUACACCGCUCAACCUGCCGAAGGUACAAGAUGGGCUUGUCUCGCACUCAUACAUCCUCAGGGCGAAGAAGGGAGAGACGAAGAAGCUCGCAGAGCUGACAGCAAAGAAACUAGCCGCAUCUCCUAGCGCAACAACUCCUUUAAUCCUAUCGGGGGCGUAUGGAGAAUCGAUAGUCGGAGGAUUAACGCCGGAUGUGAACGUGCUUUGCGUGGCUGGCGGUACAGGAAUUACAUACGUCUUACCGGUGUUGCUUGGAAUAAUAGAGCGGCCGGAAGUGAAGGACAGGAAAGUCCAGCUGGUCUGGGCGGUUAGGAAGAAGGAUGAUACCCGGUGGGUCGAGAAGGAGCUCGAUACCAUUCGCAAAGCCGCCAAGGCGCAUAAGAUCGAAGUUCACAUAUACGUGACGAGAGAAGCGAGCAGCAAGAGUCCGUCUAUAAACGACGAAGUAUUGGAGAAGGACGACAUAGCCAUAAAUGAGUCCGGGUUAAGUUCGUCUACCGUUUCUUCUAUCAAGGCCGUCCAGUCUGCGUCGUUUCUCAAUGUUCAAAAGAUCGGAGGGGAAGGAUUCGAUAAACACCCCGACCUGAACAAGAUAGUAAGAGAGUUCGUGGAUAACACCGUCAGAGGCUCCACGGCCGUAUAUGCUAGCGGACCAGGAGGGAUGAUAAGCGAUUUGAGGAGUAUUGUAGCAUCUUGUAAUUCUGGCGCCAAGGUCUGGCAGGGAAAUGGACGAUACGAUGUUAGCUUAAUAUGCGAUGACCGACUUGAAUGGUAAAAGCGCAUUUGAGUAUAGAGAAAAUUAUUUAAGAAAAAAU
Daldinia caldariorum is the source of this 2659-nucleotide messenger RNA. RefSeq names its product ferric reductase NAD binding domain-containing protein. Gene Ontology annotation, cellular component: plasma membrane. The coding region runs from base 640 to 2619 and encodes 659 amino acids. The transcript has a single exon. The record is from RefSeq and is a predicted model, not a curated record. Lineage: Eukaryota; Fungi; Ascomycota; Sordariomycetes; Xylariales; Hypoxylaceae. Gene Ontology annotation, biological process: intracellular iron ion homeostasis; copper ion import; iron ion transport. Gene Ontology annotation, molecular function: ferric-chelate reductase activity.